Molecule: messenger RNA, 1753 nt
Organism: Engraulis encrasicolus (European anchovy)
Lineage: Eukaryota; Metazoa; Chordata; Actinopteri; Clupeiformes; Engraulidae
Gene: agpat5
Product: 1-acylglycerol-3-phosphate O-acyltransferase 5 (lysophosphatidic acid acyltransferase, epsilon)
Exons: 9
Coding region: 434-1531 (365 amino acids)
Cellular component (GO): endomembrane system; mitochondrion
Molecular function (GO): acyltransferase activity
Source: RefSeq, a predicted model, not a curated record
GGGACGUUGGCGACGUCAGUGCUGCUGCUCAUGAAGAGGUGUGUGACUUUGGCACGGUGCACAUUGUGGAGCACUGCCUGCAUGUAACUUGCCUGUGGGUACAUCUAGGUGACAGAAGUGCCAAAGACAGCGUACGUGGUGUGGCCAGCCGACAAGAGUUCAGCGUUUAACGACUGGCAGAAAGAUUUCCCUGGGACUGUACGGACAGCUAUUUUGUUUGGACUUCCGUAUGAUGUGUGAAGCUUGUCACAACCACUGAACUGGCAACUUGGGUAGCGUUAGCUAACGAGACAGCUAGCAGCCUUUGCUAAGUUAGAAAGCCAAAACCAAGGCUAAGGUCGAUGUUGGGGACAAACUCAAAGCAAGAUCCGGGUUGUGGAAGCUGAGAUCUGCUGGUUGUCAUUGCGAGUGAAGUAGAUUUUUGCCAUACAUCAUGCUGCUGUCUUUGGUUGUGCACACAUACUCUUUGCGGUACUGGUUUCCAGCCGCUGUUAUGCUGGGCACUGCCCCGGCUUACUUGCUCUCAUGGAGUGCUUGGCGUCUCAUGUCUGUGGUCCUGCCACACAAACUCUACCACUCCAUGGACGACCGUAUAUACCAAGUCUACCAGAGCAUGGUCCUGUUCUUCUUCGAGAACUACACAGGAGUCGAGAUCAUCAUUUAUGGAGACAUACCAAAGACGAAAGAGAAUGUGGUCUACCUGUCCAACCACCAGUCUACAGCGGAUUGGAUUAUUGCUGAUAUGCUGGCUAUCAGACAGAAUGCACUUGGCCAUGUGCGAUACGUACUGAAGGACGGGCUGAAGUGGCUGCCCUUGUAUGGAUGGUAUUUUUCCCAGCAUGGAGGAGUGUAUGUGAAGCGAAGUGCCAAGUUCGACGAGAAGGCCAUGGUGAAGAAGCUUCUCUCUCAGACCAAGUUGGGAACACCAACGUACCUGGUGAUCUUCCCCGAGGGAACGCGAUACAAUCCCGAGAACAGAAAGGUGAUCGGCGACAGUCAGGUGUUUGCCACCAAUCAAGGCUUAGCGGUGCUGGAACACGUUUUGACUCCCCGGAUGAAAGCGGCCCACAUCGCCAUAGAGACCAUGAAGGAUCACCUGAACGCCGUGUAUGACGUCACCGUGGCCUACGAGGGAACCGUGUCCGCCUCGGGCCACAGACGAUCAGCCCCCACAAUGCCAGAGUUCCUGUGUAAGGAGUGUCCGAAGGUCCACAUCCACUUCAGCCGCGUGGACAUGAAGGAAGUCCCCCUGGAGCCGCUGUUUUUCCGUAGGUGGCUACACGAGAGAUUUGAACUCAAAGACAAACUGCUGGGUACGUUCUACGAGUCGGAGGACCCUACGCUGCGCUACGUGUUCCCGGGCGAGGGCCGCCACUGGCCCCUGAGCCUCACCAAGACUCUGCCCUCGCUGGUCUUCCUCAGCGGACUCACUCUGCCCAUGCUCCUCACCCCCGAGGGACGCAAGCUCUACUUCCGGACCUGGAUCUACGGCACCCUCCUGGGCUGGCUCUGGGUGCACUUAAGCCCCUAAGGAGAAGUGAAAAACAAAAACACAAACAAAAACAUAAACAACAACAACAACCUACUUACACAAGAAGGAGUCCCACUGCCAUAAAUUCUUUUUUCUGUCUCAUAUCGGUAUGGAUGGACAGGCUAAGGUCUAUAUUAUGCUACACGAUUAGAGUUCCCUCCUAUGGUGUAGGGGUACAAGGUUUUUUUUGUGUGCUUUGUUUUAAAAAGAAAAAAAAGAAAA